Messenger RNA from Paramuricea clavata, 18308 nucleotides. The record is from the annotation of a GenBank genome assembly. Lineage: Eukaryota; Metazoa; Cnidaria; Anthozoa; Malacalcyonacea; Plexauridae.
ACUGUAGGCAUUUGUACACGUGUCUACGGCGUACUCGAACUGCGACAGAGAUGUUAUUGAAGAAAAAUUCUACCCGCCAUCUAUCGAUGUUAAGAACGUCUUGGAAAUUGCCAAGUAAGUUUAUAGGUUUUCAUUAUAAAGGAGUUAGCCUUUUUAGCUCACCUAUUUUUUUCUUCUUUCCUGCCCUAAUCCUGUUUUCCAUACGGUUAGCGAGAUUUUCCGAGGAGGUGGAAAAGCUGUACUGUCUUCUCAUAGUCAAUCAAAUAUGGUCUGGAAACUCUGCGGGAAUCUUUCGUUCUACCUUAUUGUUCAUGUUUAUGCGAACUUAUUCCCGGUGAAGACAAUGUAUUUUUUGCAUAAUAAAGCAACCAUCCAGUGGUAUCAUUUUUCGACUCACUCAACCGUAUACUGUAGAAAUAUUAAGGAAAGUUUCAAAAGAUUUGUGCAUGGUGAAGGCAUUUCAACAUAAAAUCAUAGCUCAUUAUAUAUAGACACUUUGAAGUGUCCCGAGUUUCCAGAGCAUAUAUGUCGAUUGACUAUGACUAUCUUUCCACUUUCAUAGGGGGGCAGGGACCAGAUAAGAGCAUAUCCGAUGUUACGAAACAGAAGAGUAUAUCACAUUUCUUAACUGUUGCAUGUACAGCGCGAAAUUUCAGCUCUUUAGCGUAGCAUUUUAUUAAAUGCCCUUUUAUGCAACUUCAUCGUUACCAUACAGCAUAUACAGGAGGGUGUCCUCAAAAAUGCAGUACUGUAGCUGUGUUUCAGAUUUUUUGCAAAGCUUAUUAUUUAUGGGCAUAUAUACAGCAUUUUGAAUAGAAGUAUAAAUGCCCAAGCGUGUGUUAGAACUGCCCAGUGUGUCAAGCUUGGUUGUUAUUUUCAAAUAUUUAGUUGGAUGAACGAUCAAAUGAUGAGGGAUGUAACUCCAGCACUCCUCGAGAAACGGCCAAACACCUACACCUUCACGAAGUCAUUGGCAGAGUCGUUGUUAUUCAAACAUGGACAUGAUUUACCUAUUGCUGUCUUCCGUCCUUCAAUUGUUGGAGCUUCACUUAGAGAACCUAUGCCAGUAAGUUAUUGGUACUGUACAUUUCCAUGUAGGUAAUGAACACGUAAUUUGACUGCCACCGUUUUGGGUGACAAAUGUUUAAAGCUAAAUAGAAAUAUACACGGCGUCAAUUCGCUGUCAAAAUUUCACAGUUUUACUUCGAUAGACCUCCAGUUGAGACAAUUUUCUGGCGAAUGGAUCUAUUCCCUAAUGAACAAAAUUUUGAUCUAGACAAGUCUAGACAAAAAUUUUAUCACAGCUUGAAAGACUAUCACAAAAUUAAUAAUAUUCCGAAGUUUCGUUGCAAAAUGUUGUAAAAUGCGGAUAAUAUAGCCCUGCGAAGUUUGCCGUUUUUCAGUCAUUUUGUAUUACGCACGGGAAAUUGAUACCCUUUUUCAGAAAGCGGUAGGGAAUAGUUCCAUUGAGACAAUCAUUAGGGAAUAGGUCCAUUGAGACAGUGGUUUCUUUUGCUGUCCAUAUAGUGCCGACCAUUGCUUUUGCCACCCAAAAUCGCGUGAUUUGUUCACGUUACGUAAUAUUCACGCGCGACUGCGAGACCUGAGUAUACAUAAAGCCCGUAUUCAAUUUCAAUCGCAUCGUAAUGUACCGAAGACUCCAUUUGUGUCACAGUAAACAGUAUACUGUCCUGGUGCUCAGGGCGCUAAGAAUUUCGCUACCUUUCGUUACGAUAUGGUAAUUGAAGUAGAAAACGGGCUUUAGUUUUGGGAUGGACAAAGACUUUUGUUUUUGACGAGGGGGUAAAAUGAAAAGAUGUCCAGUUUAGGACGGGCAUGAGAUUGGCAAGGACACCUCUGGCUUCUAUCACAGGACCAUUUUCUGAGAAACAUGAAGAGAAAGUUUUAAACAUGAUUUCUUAUACUGCCAAAUCAACUGAAAAACUCCCACUUUCUGGACUCUGGAGGUGCGAGUCCGGAAUCGAAACACUGCAUGCAUGGAAAGCGUUGAAGUCGUCGAAAAUAUUUCGUGGACUUAGUAUAGGAAAUUACACGGUUCGAGAAGUAUUAAUGAAAAAUCGCACGCGUGUUUGGCGAAAUAUUUAUAAUACCGCGAGUGCGUAGCACGAGCUGUAUUAUAAAUAUUUCGCCAAACACAAGUGUGAUUUUUUCAUUAAUACUUCGAGAACAAGUGUAAUUUCCUAUUAAUAUAAUUUUAUAGUCAAUUUUACACGAGCAAUCAAUGAUAAGAAACAUUUUAUAUAUAUGCGUUUUUUAAUGGCACACUAUCACAAAAAAUUGAAUUACAAUGUGCUUACAAUAAUUACAUAACUAAGUUAAUAAGGAUACAAUAAGUUUAAUACUAUAUUUACAAUUUAAAAAUUUAGAUGUGAGGAAAGUAUAUAUUGUAAUAGUUUAGAUAUUCAAAAACUAGUGUCAUGAUGACAUAUUUAAAACUCGAAUCAUACUUGGGAAAAAGCUUUUCUGAAAACGAUCAGUUCUACAUUUGAACAAUGACCAAUUGUUAGCGUUACGUAAAUCGUAGUUCACGUUUUCUCUAGUCUGAGGUAAGAGAGAAACAAGCGGUUGCCAUCAGUUAUCUUUUUUAUCGUUCUUCCACACAAAGCAUCGCGUCUCUCAUCUAGGCGAGAACAAUGGAGCUGACUCAAAGCUUCACGGUAAGACCUGCCAGGGAGGAUUAUAUUGAGUGCUUUUUUCUGAACUCGUUCAAUGCUGGUAGAUUGUUAUGCCAUACAAUGCAGCAGUACUCUAGUACGGAGCGAAUGAGAGCAUAGUAAAUAAGGAUCAGUUCAUGAGGUGGGAUUCCACCCCUUUUAAGAACUCUAAGAAUAUGAAAACGCUUGGAGGCCUUUUUAACAAUCAUGGCAAUAUGCCCAUUCCACUUAAGAUUAUCCUGUAUAACCAAGCCGAGAACCUUAUGAUGGGAAACGAUUUCCAGGGGGUGUCCCCUCAAAUUGAGACGUUCUAAAAUGGGUCGCUCUUUGAGGAAACAUACGUGCAUCUCUUUGCAUUUCUUUGGAUUUAGCUUCAUUAGGUUGUUAUCAGCCCAUGUGUUGACCUCAUCAAGGUGAUUCUGCAUACGGGAUUCACUGUUUCUUGACAGGGACUCUGAAAUGGAUACAUCAUCCAUGAAUUUCCAAGUACCAGUAUUCCCUGGGGAUGGGAUCUUUAGAUCGUUGAUCGUAAUCAAAAAUAAGAUUGGUCCCAAUUUUGUACCUUGUGGUACACCGGCUGUAACCGUCAACCAGUCCGAGGUAGCGCGACCAAGUCUAACAACACUGUCUACGGUUAGAUAGAAAACUUAUAUUCCAUGAGAUCAGAGAGCGCCUUACUCCGAUAUCGAUAAGCGUACUAAUAAACACAUUAUGUCCGAUACGAUCGAAGGCCUUUGUGUAGUCUAAAAAUAAUAGACGGAUAUGCUUAUCAGGAGAGUCAAGGUGGAAUAGCCAAUUAUGUAUCAUAUCGAGAAGGCAGUAUGCUGUUGAUGAUCCUUUCAAACAACCAAAUUGCUGUACGUCAAGAUUAUUCACGACGUCUUUCAUCAUCCAUUGUACAACAAAGUCCUCCAGGACUUUGGAAAGACAAGGGGUUUGUUUACAUUUUGAAGUGAAUGCUACAGUUGUAAAAUAUGAUUAGAUAUAUACUGUAUUAUACCGAAUUUUUAACUCUUCUGGUUCGCUAUACUUGUAAAUGAAUACAGACAAGAGAUUCAAUUCAAGAAAGUUUGGAAGGUGCGAAAUAUUAAUAACAUUCCAAUGGUCGGGUCCCGACCACUGGAAUGUAGGCCUGCGCAGAACGUAUGCGCAGAACGGACUUUACAUGGUCUUAAAGUACAAGUCCACAGCAGCGCAAAUAAAGUAGCCCGUCUUGUAAUAGUACAUUAGGGCCAUUUAUACGAGAGAAAAUAAGUCGCGACUUAGGCUAAUUAAGACGCGUCUUAUUUAAGUCACGAACACACUCGCAUAAAUGGUCAAUUUGUUCGUGACCAAUGUAAGUCGCGACUAAAAUAAGAACACGGGUUUAUGCUGGCAAAAUAAGUCGCGACUUAACAGAAAUUGACCAUUUAUACGAGUGUUUUCGUGACUUAAAGUGCCUAUGACACGAAAUUUCACCCCAAAGGUUUAUGGUUGCAUUGUAAAGAUCAUUUAAAAUGACUUAAUAAUUUCUUGUAUAGAAUUUUGGUAACUUGCUCCCUUUUCAAGAUAUUCAACUUUGUUUCAUAUGCAAAUAUCACCGGUGUAACAUCACAUCACAUAAUGAGUUUUCAGAAAAGUAUAGUUUUCUUGACGAAUACGUAUCUAAAAAACUUAAAAAUUGCCCUUGUAUAUGUAUUAAUUUCGUAACUGGUAAUUAACCGACUGUAUUUGUUUGUAAAAAUAUUUUAUCAAAGUAAAAUAUUGCGUUUUCAAAAUGUCAUUAUACGAUGUGAUGUCACACCGGUGAUAUUUGCACAUGAAACAAAGUUGAAUAUCUUGCAAAGGAAGCAAGUUACUAAAAUUCUAUAAAAGAAAUUAUUAAGUCAUUUUAAGUGAUCUUUACAAUGCAAUCACAAACAUUUGGGGUGAAAUUUCGUAUCAUAGGCACUUUAAAUAAGACGCGACUUAAUUAAGUCGCGACUUAUUUUCUCUCGUUUAAAUGGCCCUAUUGUACUAUUGUAAUCUUUCCAACGCUGUACGGUUUUCUAUGUUUAUUUCUGUAGGGAUGGAUUGAUAAUUUCAACGGUCCAAGUGGUUUACUUGUAGCUGUAAGUACUUAAUCGUAUGUUUUUAUACCCAUUUGACCGCGCAAUAUUGUAGACCCAAUGGAUAACACGUAUUUAUGACAGUUGCCACACAAUAUUGUAAAUACUUUGUUACUUUUGUUCCAUAUUAUGCUACCAUUUUAUGCUAUACCAUUAUUUCGGAAGUAAACAAAAAUUUUAUUUUGGCCAUGUUAUAUGAUUCUUCGUCAUUAUGUCCAUCAUUUUAUGUGUUUCUUUAGUAGAGCAUUUAAUUGAAAUAAUUCCAUAAGCUUUAACCAUAUUUUACUAUCUGGCCACUGUAUCAUACGACUUGUUCGGACGUAUGCUGAGCACAAUAGUAUAUAAAAAGCGUUCGUCCCAACCUUGAUGUUUUGUGAUCAGUUAGCCAAGAUAACUUCUCGUUGAGAAACCCCAAAUUUAGGUGAGCGGCCCUUGCUAUUCAUCUGAAAAGAUUAACUAGUGGUUGAAAUUCAUUGUGAGUUGUAUUCUAUUGUGAGUUUUAAAUUUUUUUUCGUCUUGCCUCUUGCGAAAGCAACGAUUCGCGUGAGCAUUUGCGAGCGUUUUGAGUAGACUCUAAACGAUUUGCAAUAAUUAAUACCUGAAAAUACAAUAGCAGAAUUAUCUACUAAAUCAUCGUACUGACUUUUGGACUCGAAAGAACUAAAUGUUGAAGGGUUUAUUGAAGAUGAAAAUUUUGAGGGAGGACCGCAAGUUAGAUUUCUGUCAGAGGGCCUAUCGAGUGAGACGCCCAAAAUCCUAGAACUUAUUUUACAUACACUUUCUACAAAGCUUUUUUUUAAAUUUGAAGAUUUUAUUUAAAAUUUUAAGACCGAAAUAAUGACGAUGGACCAGUGUUUUGUAUAAAUGAACGAUGAUUGAUUUAAAUUUUCAGGCAGGUAAAGGUGUAUUGCGAUCAAUGAUUGGUGAUGUGAAUGCUGUGUCGGAUAUCGUUCCAGUUGAUAUUGCAGUUAAUAUGUUAGUCGCUGUUGGAUGGUACGCUGGUACAAAACGGUAAGUAUACUACUCAUCGUUACUAAUUGCACAAUGAGAAACCUCGUAUUGUAACAACUAUAAUAGAUAUCUCCAAACGCAGAUUAGUUGAUCAUGCACUUAAAAGAACAGCCAGUAGCAAAAGACUUACCUGUGGUGCUGUUUAUAUGGAGGCUGGGCCGGUUAGCGAAACAGCCCGGUAAGCGAGAAGAUUUGCUAAUUCGCCAGAUCCGCCCUUGGAAUGAGAAAGUUGAAUCCCGACAUUGUUUUUGACACUAGUUUUCGCCGGUGAGUGUUGUGCAUAUAUGGAGAAAUUUCAUUCCAGUAAGCGAGAUUCCGCUAUGCGGCCCAGCCCGGCGUCCAUAUAUAAACAGCCCCUAAGAUUCGUUUAUAUUCUAAGAGUAUUUAGAGCAUUCUGUAGCAUUUUUGUUAUUUAACAAUUAUUCACCGAACUGAAGAUGAAGAGUGCAAGGUGAGUAUGGUAUUCUUUAAAGCUAUUUCUAUUUUCUAAUAAACAAAAUUACUAAAAGCGUGUAAAUGCUGUUUUGUUAGCAAAUAUGACGGGAGCUGAAAUACAAAUUGUCUUGAAAAGACUUUCGUUGCUUUUUGGUCAUUUUUGUUUUGUUGUGAUAUAUGCUAAAACAAUUAUUCACCUCAGUCUUGGUAAAUAGUGCAAGCUCUACACACUAUGCAUAGAUUGCUAAUUUGUCCUCCAGAUGCAUCGUCACCGGCGCUGUGACGUCAUGUGCAAUGGGUCUAUAUGCUAAUGUGUUUUAUUAUGUUUUACUUUCAUGCAUGUAUGCAUGUGACUUGCAAGCAAUCGCUUGCAACCACUCGCUUGCAAGUAGCGAUGGCAUGGAAAAUUUCAAACCCCUAUAAGAAUGUGGAAGUAAGGAGCGACAUAUUAUCAUCAAAGAUGGCUGGAUUCCAUGUUGGCAAACUGAUUUACUUGGAUAAGUUUCCUGUGUAGCCUGCGAAAUUUCGAGCAGAACUUCUGGUAUCCUUCUGGUAUUUGGAGCUUAGAAUUCUGAUAUCCUCUUUGGAUACUGAAAAAAAUCAGUCGGUUCAACCUUUUAUCUUAAGUCCAGUAUGAUUUGAAUAAUGUGUCGUUUGUUCUUUACUUCUCCUUAACCGUAACUCGUAGCUAUUUGUUUUAACACUUCUACAUGCAGUAUACAUAAAUUAUACAUCGGUUACAACCCUUACAAUAGAUAAUGUUUAAUCAGGGAUUAUUCUGUCUUUGCAGGUCACAAAGUAUCCCAAUAUUCCACUGCGCAACCGGCACUAUCAAUCCAGUUACUUGGGGAGAUUUAUGUAAGCCAAACCCUAUUAUUGUACAUCGUAGGAUUUUCGAAAGUUCCCGUACGUACUACCUUAAAUGAUCUAGUAAACGUCUACAGGCCUGCGAAUUAGUGCCGGUCAUCGGACAUUGUCCGGCCAAAUUUUACCUUUUGUCCAAUCAAAAUUUUUUAUGAUCGGACAUGUAACCGACCGAUUUAGGUUGGUCAGAUGUCCAAUCUCAAAAAAAUGAUUUUGAACACAAUUUCAUUAAUGAAACCAAAGCAAUAUAAACGACACUCUUCCAUUAUAAUUUCGUGGCUACAUUAAGCCGUAAGAUUUAAUUACAAAUAUAAACCGUCUUCUUAUAACAUGGUAGAUAUUAAAGUUAUGACUAUAAUGACUUAUGUAUGACCUGAACCAUAAUUUACUGAAAAUGCAGUGUAGGACUUUUUGAUUUAUACGCAGUUUUAGAUGCACUGCAGUGCAGACCAACAUGACAACAUUACACCAAUAUUAUAACCAUUGGCUUUUUCAAUCUCAACAUUUAGAAAACCCUCGUAUAUUCUGACUACCUCGGCAUAUAUCUUUUGCACAUGUUACUGUGUCCAUAUAUGGCAUUAUUUAAUGUCCAUUACGUCAUUGUUUACUACAAUAACCAGCCGAAAUACACCAUGCUAAUAUGAAAAAGACCAUGAAAAAUUUUCCUUUGUCCAUUGUCCGAGAAAAACUGAUAAGAUCGGACAUCUGUCCUUCCAGGCAAAAUAAUUAUUUGCAGGCCUGGUCUAAAAGUAUAUAUACUGUACAGUUACGCUCGAAAAUUCCAUCUACAAAAAGAGCCAUCCACUCUCAAAUAAUUGCCGGAUCCUGAGUUUGCCUUUUUCAAAUGUUCCUCAAAAGUGCGUAAAAACGAUGGAAAAUGUGACUGUACAUUACGUAUACUUAUUUCAUAAAGGGGUGGGAUGGAGGGAGUUUAAACUUUUCGGUUUAAUAGCUCCUCACAAUUGACCAUUUGCGUAAUAGACUAAAUUUUGAACUAAACAAGUCUAGACAAAUUAAGUUCAAUUUUGUAAUCUAAAAUGACUGAAAAUUGCAAAUUUCGCAAGGCUAUAUUUUCCGCAUUUUACAACAUUUUGCAACGAAACUUUGGAAUAUUACUAAUUUUGUGAUGCUCUUUCAAGCUGUAAUGAAAUUUUUGUUGGGAUCAAAAUUUAGUCUAUUACGCAAAUGGUCAAUUUGCAUGCCACAUGCACAGAUAAAGACCAUAUGUUGUGCGAGCAGCGCAUGCAAGGCACACCCCAACAGCGGCACCCAACUUCCGGUUUACUAGUUAUUAACUUUGGUUAAUGUGUAACCACGUUUAUUAUUAGCAUGACAAAAUUACUCGAUGCUGAUUGGUUGAGAGGAGUACAAUUAUUUCAUUAAUUGUACUGCAGUACAAUUAAUGAUUUUCCCAAAACAAACAAAAUGGCGGAAAGGUAUUUUAAACACAAAUGUGAAAUGAAAUUGCCCUCGAAGAACUAGACGAAAAUACGAACAAAAGCACGAAAUUUUGCUUUAACAAAAGAACUAGACGAAAAUACGAACAAAAGCACGAAAUUUUGCUUUAACAAAAGAACUAAAUGAAAAUACGAACAAAAGCACCAAAUUUUGGUUGAAAGUCUGGCAGGACUGGGCUUUUAAUAGCGGGAGAAUAUGAUGUUGACAUUGAGAAGUUGAAAGUCUGGCAGGACUGGGCUUUUAAUAGCGGGAGAAUAUGAUGUUGACAUUGAGAAGUAUCCAAUUUUGUCAUGCUAAUAAUAAACAAGUAAUCAUGCGAUGUUGCUCGUACAAUGCACCUUUCCCCUUAUAACUAAAAUUUCGAUCUAGACAAAAAUUUCAUCACAUCUUGAAAAGCAUCAUAAAAUUAGUAAUAUUUCAAAGUUUUGUUGCAAAAUCUUGUAAAAUGCGGAUAAUAUAGCCUUGCGAAGUUUGCCGUUUUUCAGUCAUUUUGUAUUACAAACGGGGAAUUGACAUCCGAUUCGGGUGUUGGGGCUGCAAUUUCCCGUUUGUAAUGCAAAAUGACUGAAAAUUGCAAACUUCGCAAGGCUCUAUUUUCCUCAUUUUACAACAUUUCGCAACGAAACUUUGGAAUAUUACUAAUUUUGUGAUGCUCUUUCAAGCUGUGAUGAAAUAUUUGUAUAGACUUGCCUAGAUCAAAAUUUUGGUUAUAAGGGGAAUGGUCCGGCGGCUCGUCCAAUUUUGGCAAAAUUUCGAAACAUCACUCGUACUAUUAAUCCCUAAUUGUACUCGCCAUCGCAUGAUUACCUAUACUAAUAAUUGGUAAAUUUGAUUACUUAUAAUAAGAUUACGUAAUAUAAAGCAUUCGCACUACGCUUCGUCUUGUAAGGGAAGCGGUAAUUAUUUAUGGCAGGGGUGGCACCGAAGAGAAAUGUUUUUCUUGCUGAUCCAACCAUUAGAAAUUUAAAAAAAAUUACCCAACCUCAAAUAUCAAUUAAAAAAUUAAUACCCACCUCUGGCCAAAAACUUGACAAAAGGAUGCCAUUCAGUUGUCACACAUAUCUUUACCAUUUCUGUGAUAUGUGUUUGAUAACUGCUUGUGCAAUUUUCUGCAGUCUAAAGUUUCAUGUUGUCUGCACAUGUACUUUCUUUGGAGACACCAUUUGCCUCCUGACAAAUCAGAAAAUGAUCAAGAUAGUGACUCUGAUUGAUUUACAUAUUGUAUUGACAUAUGACUGAUAACAUUGCUUUUUUAGUCUUCAAUAUUUGAGUGAGUCAUGCUUUGGAAAUUACAUUAAAUUUUUAUUGCCCAACCAUUGAGCUGUUUUGUCUUUCAUUUACAACCUUUUACUGACUCAAAAUGUUGUUUACCCAAACCUUUUCUCUUCGAUGCCACUCCCCACCAUAAAUAAUAACCGGUCCCUAAAUCCGAUACAGAUCGGCUGCUCACGCUCUACAUAUUGCUUGAAUAGUUUAGUAAGAGUCAUAGAAUUAGGAGAGUGGAAGGUUGUGGUUUUUGAUGCUGGUAUUCUACAUUUAUUUUCAGGUAAAAUUGUUUCUCCAUACCUCUGGGAAUAUCCUUUUGAGAGAGUAUUCAGAAGACCAAAUUUUGCGUUUGAAGCUAAAGAGUACGUAUACUGUAUCUUUUAUAGUGUAUCGGAAGCAGUGAGCACUAUAUAUUUAUCACUUAUUUACUGAGACCGGGAGAAACCGUGUGUUUUGUGUACCCGAGACCGCCGUUGUUGCCCGAGGCGAAGCCGAGGGCAACGGCGGUCGAGAGGCCACAAAACACACUGCUUUCCCGAGGUCUCAGUAAAUAAGUGUUUUGUUACAUAGUAUAUAAGUGUCAAAGUAUGAAUAAUUCACCGGUUAUUGGAGUGAACUUAAUUUGAAACCAAAACUGGAUAAAUGGAACUCCGUAAAUGUUUAGUAAAAAGUUUAAAAAAUGAACUUUGGACUUCGCGGUUGAUACACAUGCGUAUUGCACCCAUUUCAUUAUUGACCUGUCAAUAAAUGUUUUAUUGCGGACCGGUUGCCGAACAUGACGUUUUGUGGACCGACACGGUUUUGACCAAUCGGCAAACAGAAAAAUUGAACUUUGACACUAACUAUAUAGCAAAUAUAUAUAUAAUAUAUAUAUACAUAUACUCCUUGCAGCCUUGUGUUACAUUAAUUAAUAGAAAGGGACUGGUACUGGACGUCAAUUUCCGCUAGUUUGGCUUCACGUUUAGGACGGGGAAAAACUAUUCUGCACUCAGUUGACGUAGUGACAUCACACCGAAGAUUUGUGGGAAAACUUCGUUUUGGGAUGGGUUAGGUUCAAAAUCUCGGAGUGACGUCACUACAUCAAUUAUUGCUUUCCCUUUUUGGACGCGAGUUCUUACUCCAGAUAUAUAUAUGGAGCUCACUGAUAGGAAACUGCCGCUUCUUUCUGUAAAGUUGUCCACACUUACUUUCUCUCCAGUGUUGGCAGAUGAAUUUUGAAAAAGCUGAUGCUAGUACCAUGGAAUCUUCGUAUAGGAAACUUCCUGUCGUCACUGUCUAAACCUAGUUGCAAUCUGUGACGUCACGCGCAUUACCAAAGUUCUCGGUAUUUUUGUUGUUUCGCUAUAUUUUCCGCUUUAAAAGAGUAAUAUUGAAGCAUAAACUGGUCUAAUUGUUUUAAAAACAUGCCUAAGCCACGACAAAGUAUUCAAGGUAAAUGUUUUUCGUCUUUGUUUUCUAUUUUUUUACAUUUGUAGCUACGAAAUUGGCGUCGCCAUUUUAACGAAAUUUGCGAUGCAUUUUUCACUGUUUAGUGCUUGAAAUAUUUGCUAAAAUUGACUGGGAAUACUUAAAGAUUUUAUCGUAGAAUGGCGUAGUUAUAUUUAUUUGCUCUUUGACUAAAAUGUUUAGCUGCAUUAUUGCUAAACAUGCCGUUUUUGGGAAUUUGAUUUGCAACUAGGUUUGAACAUAUCCAACCACGCCAUCAGCCCAUUGAAAACAUUAGGUCACGUCAGCUAGUUUCCUAUCCAUUUAUUUUAUUAUCCAUGCUACUACAGAGUUGAAAAGUUCACAAAAUAUCUUCACAAAUUGAAAAAAGGUUUACCUUGCCCCUUGUGGUUAGACAAUGAUAAAGUUACAGCUGUAUGCAUUAGGAAGUGAUAGGAAGGACGCUUGUAUGCCCUCAUGUAAAAAUAAUUACAUUUUUAGGAUAAUUUGCAAUUUUUCAAAUGUGACAGAUGAACUCCUCUACCACCACUCCCUCAGUAUAUCUUUGAUUCAGCAUUUAGAAGCUGGGACCUAUGUGUGACCUUACGUGUGGCAGAACAUCCGGCCUCUGUAGAAACCCCAAAACAUCCCCAUUUAUUACCAUUAAUCUGAUCCAACCAACUUGUUCUCAAUUUCAAACAUCAAAAUGACCUUGAAAGGUUUCGAAUUCAUUUGUUCAUUAAAAGUUCGCAAAUUGAGAAAGUUCAUAAAAUGUGCACAAAAAACGUUUGUUCGCAAAAUUUGGAAAAUCGAACAAAACGUUCAUAAACUAUGAACUUUGUUAAUAAUCUGGUACCACCGACCCCUCGUGAACUGAAACAUGAGGGAAGAUGCAGUAGAGAUGGUUCCGCUUUAUUCGACAGAUUUAGAAAACACGACGCGAUCUCGAAGACGCCUUCGAAACAAAGGAAUUUUUCAUGCAAGCCACGAAAGUAUGAAUAGUUUGUAAUCCCAGGGAUAUUCUAAACAACGUCAUCCCGAACACAACUUUGAACUAAGAUUUUCACGUCUUUCAAGCAACUUUCACGCAUGUUGCGACGCUAGAGUUUUUACCUAAAUUCUGGCUUACAGCAGACCCAGUACCACAUCGUUUUUUUCAGAACUUAGCCAUUUGUAAGGUUAUUUUAAAAAGCUACAAAUAUUACAGUAAUCAAAUUCCUUAGCGCUCCUUUAUGAGCUGAAAUUGAGAUCGCGUUGUUGAGUCGUCUUUUCUAAAUCUGUCUAUAAACUGAAUUAAAGCCUGCCGCACACGAGAGCAACUUGCCGAGGUAACCGUCUCGUGGAGGCUAGUUCAGUGUGCGGAUAGUUUUCGUGAGGAUUUGACCUCUCGAGGCCUUGAGGAAAAUAUCUAUCGUGUUUGAUAUUUCUUCACCUCGCAAGGAAAAAAUCUCAACGUCUGCGGAUGUUGCGAGCUUAGUGCUGAACUGCUUGAAUUAACUAGCCAAUGAGAACCCAUAGUUUCUUCACGUGACUUUGGUCAAAAUGGCAACAAUGGAGAGAAAUGCAAACGAUCUUAUCGACGAUGUUGCUGUUGAGUAGCUUUCCCAACGUGUGCGGUGAAAAUGCAUGGUUUCUCUCGGCAAGUUCCUCUCGUGUGCGGCAGGCUUUACUUUACGUAGCCCUCUCUCGUUAGAAACUAAAUUAUAUAUUAAAGGGGUUCUGAUGUACAAUGAUGCCCGCAUUGUACGUUCCUUUGAUGUUCAUACAGCGAUGGCAUAUGCAUAUAUUGACCAGACCUGGAAAAAGUGCUCAAUGUUCCUCGGAUCCUGAAUUUGCCUUUUUAAAAUGUCCUCAAUUAUAUUGGUUGUAAAAUUGCUGAGGAAACAAAACAAUCUUCAAAUUCUAUUAACAGGAUAUGAAGAACACUUCGUAAUCUCAAAAUAGACUCAAAUGGCAGAUAACUAAAUAUGAUUUCUUAAAAUUCUUAAAAUUCAAAAUGUUCCUCAAUCUUGUUGCUAAGGCAAAUGUGCCUCGGGAUCCAGGAUCCGAGAUCCCACUUUUUUCCAAGUCUGAUAUUGACCUUUGGAUGCGAUUUUUUUCUCCCUUUUCAGGCUUGCUUUCACAUACUGGACGUACAUCAGUCACAGAAUCCCUGCUUGGAUUGCGGACAUUAUGGCGAAGUUCGUUGGCAAGCAACCAAUGUAAUGAAUAGUUUAUACAUUUCAUAAAUACCUACAUUACUGCAUGGAGGAAAAUGGUUGACACACAUUGCAAAAUUGAGUGAUGAUGUUUCGAUUAUAUUGCAAUAGACCUUUCAGCACGUACUGCGUGGUUGACCCAUCGAUUAGCCUGCUAAUACAGCUUCUAUACAGUAUAUCGCUUACGUACUCCGUAAUCGGAAAACCCGAAAUCAAAAUGCCUUCUCCGAUCCAAUUUAAAAACAGUAAUAGACAACUUGCAUGUUAGACUAAUUUUUGAUCCAGGCAAACAAAAGCAAAUUCCCGUAAAGAACUUAUUAAAAUUAGUAAAAUUGCAAAAUUUGGUUACGAAAUGUUGUAAAAUACGGAAAAUAUAGCGUUACGAACUUUGCAUAUUUUCAGUAUGUUUGUAUUACGUGCGGAAAUUGUUACCAUUUUUGAGCUGAAAAUGGUAACAAUUUCCGCACGUAAUACAAACAUACUGGAAAUAUGUAAACUUCGCAAGCCUAUAUUUUCCGUAUUUUACAACAUUUCGCAACCAAAUUUUGCUGUUUUACUAAUCCCAUUAUGUUAUUUUUACCUGCAUGUGGUGUUUGAUUCCCUUCUCUUUACUUAGAUUAAAAUUUAGUCUAACAUGCAAGUUGUCCAUUCAAUAGAUCAUUCUUAUAACAACGUCAAACGCGGAAAACCAAUUUAUGCGAUGUCCCACAGGACAAUACAUUUUAUGAAAACAUAAAUUGCAUUGCGAAUUGUCACUAAAAGUUGUCUCUUGAGACAUCGCACCAAGCGUUUUUCCGCGUUUGACGUCAUUAUAAGAAAGAUCUUUAGUAAUGAUGUAUCGCUGUCCAUAACUUGGAUUGCGGAGGUGAUUGGUUAUUUCCAUGAGUAUUUAUAAAUAUGGUGAAAUGUUGUUGAAGUCUUAUAUUUCUCCAUUAUAUAUGCAUUAGAGUUUUGGAGGCCAUUCUUCGGAUGGCAGCAGUCAAUCGAGAUAUGGACUGCAGGAAACUCGGCAAACUGCACGGUUGAGUGUUCGGUGGCCAAGUGGUUAGCGCACUUGCUUUUCACCUCUGAGGUAGCUGGUUCAAGCCUCAGUGAGAACUUUCUCAUUGCGACUCGAACCCAGUCCUCAUGUGAAAAGAGUAAAAGUCAAUGCUCUGCCAAAAGUCGUGCGUUUCCCCCGGGUAGCCCGGUUUCCUCCCACGGAGAAAGUUGACAGGGUGGGUUAGGUAAAAAGGGCCCACAGUAAUUGGCAUAUGCUGUUGUGGUGACCCUGCCCUAGUUGGCAAAGCUAAAUAAAUAAAUUCAACGAGGCGAUAUCAUGGUUACUUAAUUAUGUUAAAAUUGCAUUGUCUUCACAAGUCUGCACAAACAUGAACAAAAAGAUUGAACGUAGAUUUCCGCAGAGUUUCCAGACCGUGUUCUCAUUGAUGCAUGCACAUACAUGACCAGUCUUGAUAUGGGGGAUUAGUACUAUUCGGUAAAGGGAAGGUUAAAUCUGCUUUUGCCACACAUUGUAUAUAUUAAAGCAUUGACAAGCAUUGUAUUUCUAGGCCUAACGUUAAUCUGCUUUUGUAAUAAUUUUCCUGUUCAUGCGUGCAUUUUUUUUGUAGAAUGCAGAGGAAUUAUGUGAAGCUUGAAAAGGCCAUGUCAACACUUCAAUAUUUUACCAAAAGAGGAUGGACGGUAAGAUAUUUUCUUAGCACAGCAAAUUUUUGUGAAUUAUGCAAUUUCUGAUGAAACUAAUUCUGGCAAAGUUGCAAAAGCAGUAUCGAUAUUGCAUUUUAAGAUGUACAUGUCACACACAGUGCUUCCAUUUUCAAAAAACAUAAUUUCCUUCCAACCGUUCGGAAUUUCCUUAUUUUUGAAAAAAUUUCCUUGCAAUAAAAAUUAUUGAAUUUUACCUAAUUUAAAACAGACUUUAUAGUAAUUUAUCUCGAAUAACGGGGUAUUUCUUGUUCUAGAAGGAACAUAGACGUUGCAGGAGCUGAAUUAUCAAAGGGGAGAGACAAAGAGUUUAGUUAGAUUAACGCAGAGGAAAAUAAGGAGGAGGGUCUGGGGGCCCUCCCCCAGAAAGUUUUCAGAUUUUGCAUCUCGCAGACAGGAUUUUAAGCGUAUUUUGAAGCACAUUUCCUUGAAAAUUGCCUUAUUCUUAGGAUUUUUUAAAAAUAAGGCAAUUUCCUUCACAUUUCCUUCAAUCUUCCGAAAUUUCCUUCAAAUUUCCUUCAGAUUCAAAUUUCCUAAUAAUUUCCUUCAACUAGUUCAAAUUUCCUUCAAAAUGGAAGCACUGGUCACACAUAAGUCAUAAACACUACUAUACGCAAAAGUAGAUUUCACAGAACUUGCCACAACUUGGAAAAACAUGUAAAAUAGAUUUUACAAAGAAGUCAAACGAACUUCACAAUAAUUUUUGUUUGAGAAUAUAUAAUCGAGAAAUAUGAACAUCUUAUGUUCGCAAAGAGGAUUGACUUUAUUUUCAGUUCUGAUUCAUUUCUUAUGCGCGUAUUUCCAUGCAAUGAAAAGUUAACCUAAAAUCUUUCUGGCGUAUACCUCUCAAAAUCACUUUGUUGUAGCCUUAUUUUCUACUUUAUAUACAGUGAGCUAACUUUUGCAUCUGGCUGUUGAGAAACAUAAAAUGAUAGGAAAAAAUGUCAUUUAAAAUAAAACUACCAAUGAUGCUUUAAAAUUGAUGCCAUAAUAUUUAUGGCAAUUUAAAGAUGCUGUAAAGUCCGUAAUGUAAACAAACGCUUUGUUUACAUUUUGAACUGCUAUAUUUGUAAAAUAUGAUAUACUAACUGAAUAUCUAACACUUUUCUGGUUCGCUAUGCUUGUAAAUGAAUAUAAACUAAACGUUUCAAUUCAAAAAAGUUCGAAAGAUGCAAAAUUUGGGCAAUGUUUAUAUCUGCGGGUCCCCCUUUGUUAUGAGCAGAACUGAUGCGCAGAACGGACUUUACAGCAUCUUUAAGAAAAACUUACUGAACUUCAGACAUCAUUUUCUCUGUGGUGUACCAUCUAAAAUCGCUUCAUUUUAGCAUUAUUUUACAAAUAAAGCACUAUACUUUUUGAGCUUGUUUGCAUGCCGAUUGAGAAACAUAUAAAAAUUAAAAUUAUACUCAUUAGUUCUCAGCACGUGUUACGUAACAUAAAAAAAAUCAUCUCCUCUUUUAAAAGGUACAUUCUACCAUUUAAAUCUUUUUCCUGCAGUUUAAACCGGAUAACUACAAUAUGCUGCUUUCUGAACUUCAAGGACGUGAUCUUCAGGUAAACCAUGGUAUAUUUUUUAGAUAUUGUCGAUUUCAAGUCACUUUUCAACGCGCGGUCCCCAAGUUCGUUGCAAACUCGCCAAUUACGUUCAAAAAUUGGGCGUGAACUUCGCAACAAAGUUGGCAAGUGCAUGUCAGUGUUUGAACUAUUGUAAUAAAUAAUUAUAAUAAUUAAUGUAAUUAAUACUAUAUAGUUCAAGUUGAAAUUAACAAUUCAAUGGAGAGUUCUUGGUCCAUUAGGCUACCAAGAAGGUUUGUAUUUCAUUGAAUUGGUUAUUAUUAUUGAGUAUGAACAUUUGUUUACAAACGAAGUUCCAAACAUUGAAAUGAACUUGCGAAGUUUGCGCCCAAUUUCCGAACUUGGAAACGUAAUUGGCAAGUUCGAAACGAACAUGGGAACCGCGCGUUGAAAAGUGACUUGAAAUCGACAAUAAAGUUAAGCUUACUUUUACUGUACAAUUUCGGGUAUUGGGCUAGCUUGCAAGUGACGUCACAACACAUAUUUGUUGACGUCCGCCAUUUUGGGUGGCAAAUUAAUAAUAGAUAUCAAAAGCAAACGUGGCGUCAGUUCAAGUCUGUGACACUGACUAUGGCUGUUGCUUUUGUUUGAUGGUCCACAGCUGUGCAGUGGUCGGUUGAAUAAAGAUUUUUACCACCCAAAAUGGCGGACUAUUUUUGAUGAUACGUCAUACUGCAAGACCUGAAUAUAAGGUGUAGACAAUUCAAAAUGGCCAACAACAUAAAACGUAAGCAAGUUUUGCUAACUUUAGGUAUACAGUAUAUAGCUUCUAAUUUACACCAACAGCCUAGUGUUUUUAAUAAGACAUUAGUUAGUUUGACUUCUCUUUGUUACUGCAUGAGUAUUAACCUCUAACAUACAUGCAUGCAUAAAUGUGUUGCAACUUCAGCCUGUCGACAUUAGUCAGCAGUGAGUUCAGCCACGGUUUGCUUACAUUUUGAAAUCAAUGGGAUUUCCUGCAAUCUGAUUGGCUCUUGGCAGUGCGAUUUCAGCACGGAGUGCGAUUUCAAAAUUUCUCGCAUCAGCUUGAGCUGUUUUCGCAUCCUUUUUUUCAACCAAUCAGAUUUAAUUAUAGGAUUCAACCAGCCAAUCAAUUUUAAGAAAAAUGUGAUCAGGCAAAUCAUCAUUCGUUUUAGUAAAAUUCUUAUUUAGUUAUCAAUAUAACUUUAGCUGGCUAAUUAUGUUUGAACAAAGCGAAAAGUAUAGGCUGGGCAAAUCUAAAAAUACAAAUAAUAAUGGGAGGUGUUUUUUGCAAACAAAAAUACUAUUUCCGGUUUUAAAAAAUGUUUUAGAUUUCAAAAUGUAUAUAUAUUAAAGUGGAAAUUGAACUUCGUGUCGUUCAAUUUUGGUCUGAAUCAAACUUGUGAUUACAACUCGCGAUUUUGUAAUCACGCGUUUGAUUUCAGACCAAAUUGCACUCCCUCCACUAAUUAGUUCUCAAUAUAAUAUUUCUUUUUCUUCAGGAGUUCUCAUUUGAUGUUCGUCGUAUUGAGUGGGAUUCAUACUUCAGAGAUUUUGUUAUUGGUGUUAAGAAAUACUUAUUAAAAGAAGAUCCGUCUGACCUGACAGCGGCUAAAAGACGAUUUAAAAGGUCUGUUUUGUUAGAUUAA